Molecule: messenger RNA, 3184 nt
Organism: Hypoxylon fragiforme
Lineage: Eukaryota; Fungi; Ascomycota; Sordariomycetes; Xylariales; Hypoxylaceae
Product: fungal-specific transcription factor domain-containing protein
Exons: 6
Coding region: 96-2996 (966 amino acids)
Biological process (GO): positive regulation of transcription by RNA polymerase II; DNA-templated transcription
Cellular component (GO): nucleus
Molecular function (GO): zinc ion binding; sequence-specific DNA binding; DNA-binding transcription factor activity, RNA polymerase II-specific
Source: RefSeq, a predicted model, not a curated record
UAAACAAGUGAAGAAAUUGAGAAAGAAGACGGUAGCGGGCUGUCCUUCACUUCUCCGAGAAGAGUGCCGGGCCCGGUACCAACAAUUAGCCGGACAUGACACCUCUUUCUCGCUCUUCACACACCCCUGCGAACCGCGCAGCAUCUGUCAAACCCGAGGCCUCAGGGAGCCAGGCAUCCGAUGACGAGGAUUCCACAUUACAGACCUUGGGAACAGAGUCUCAAUCUGGGACGCCGUCGUCCGCUCCCCCGGGUAAUCGCGCCGAGAGUGCCAGCGAAACCCCUUCUGUUCCUCUCCAAAAGCGCCGGAGAGUCACGCGCGCUUGCGAUGAAUGUCGUAGGAAAAAGAUAAAAUGCGAUGGCAAGCAACCCUGUACUCACUGCCAGGUGUACAGUUACGAAUGCACCUAUGACAAACCCUCCAAUAGGCGUAGGAAUCCGGCCCCGCAGUACAUUGAGGCAUUGGAAAACAAGUUGUCGAGAGCGGAAGCGUUGCUUCGCAAAUUCAUGCCAGAUGUCGACCUCAAUGAUCCAAGUCUAGACCCCGCUGUCCAACAGGAGUUUCGCAUUCGGGAGCAAGCCAAACUUCGAGGUACUACAUCCAAGGGGAAGCAGGCCAGCUCAUCAUCGUCUCUGGAUGCCCAGUUACAUUCUAUGAUCGAAACCGUUGGCCAACUUGACCUUGACGACAAGGGCGAUUAUGAUUUUCAUGGAACCUCUUCAGGUUCGGUAUUCUUCAAGAGGAUGAAGGAACAUUUCCGCAGUCUACUUGGCAGGGACUACCAGAUCCCAUUUCUUCCUCGCCCGCCGCGACCAGCCGGUGUUGCUCUUGAUUCGCCAAGGUCGUCGUCAAGCUCGCGACUGCCACCAAGCCACGCACCCAGCGUGUACGACUUACCUCCCAAGGGGAGAGCUCUCGCUUUAUGCGCCGAGUCUCUUAACAACGCGACAUGUCUCCUACGAAUCGUUCACAUACCUUCUUUCUACAAAAUGUUGGACAAUCUAUAUGAUAAACCGGCGGAUGCACUUGCAAAAGACAAGAGGAGUUUAGCAUUAGCGUACUCCGUCAUGGCACUUGGAUGCAUGUACAACAUUCCGGACAACGACAUCUCGGAUAUGCCACCAUACAAGAUUUCCAUGGAUGAAGCGGUCAAAUAUUAUAGCGCUGCAAGGAUGUUGCUACAGGAUAUAACCGAAUGUCGAGAUCUCACGUCACUUCAGGCAUUGCUGUUCAUGAUAUUAUUUAUACAAUCGGUAUCCAAUUUAAGUACAUGCUAUGGCUUUGUAGGGAUUGCUUUGCGCUCCGCGUUAAGAAUGGGGUUACACCGACAUCUACCUCAUAUAAAACUGAAUCCCAUCGAAGCGGAGACGAGAAGAAGGGUAUUUUAUAUAUGUCGGCAAAUGGAUACGUAUGUAUCUGCGUUGCUAGGAUUCCCCUUACUUCUGAACGACGAGGACAUCGACCAGCCUUUGCCAACUCCUGUGGAUGAUCAGUAUAUCACAAGGGACAAAAUACACAUUCCACCCCCCGGAACCCCUUCGUUUUUCGAGGCCUUCAACGCGCAUGUAAAGUUGAUGGACAUUUUGGGCAAGGUUGUGAAACAAAUAUAUCCCCUGAAAGGCAUUGAGCAGAAUGAGGGCACAGCCGCCGAAGGCGCUAGGGAACCUUACGCAUCUUAUAUGAUUAGCUAUGGGAAGAUUAAAGAAAUGGAAAAGGAGCUUCAACGAUGGAAUGAGGAGUUACCAAUUGCCUGGCGGCCGGAUCCUGAAGGCCCUGUCGAAGUUGUCCGGGUUCGCAACCUUUUGAGGUUUACGUUCGCCCAUGUGCAGAUGGUGCUAUAUAGGCCAUUUUUGCAUUAUGUUUCGCCCCGGAUUUCGGCUGGCAAAGACGUGAAUGAGCGUGCUUAUGCCUGUGGAGCCGCCGGGAUAAGUGUCGCCCGAAAUAUCGUCCACAUUGGAACAGAGAUGCGGAAACAGGUUUCUCUCGUCGGGCCAUACUGGUUUACACUUUUCACCGAAUUUUUCGCCAUCAUAACAUUGGUCUUCUUCGUGCUAGAGAAUCAAGACAAGCCAGGGUCUACGGAGAUUCUUGCAGAUGCCGUUGCGGGCAAAAAUAUGAUUUGUGAACUUUCGAGGAAGAGCUUGGUUGCGGAUCGUAUAUCUGCCUCUUUAGCUAUGCUCUUCGAGCAAUUGCCGGAUAAUUUGAAGGAGGUGAAGGCAGCGUCAUCGCGGAAACGCCCUGCUUCGGGGGCAUGUGAUAGCAACACGUCGAUAUUCCUCUCGACAUAUGCUACCGAAUCAACGUCCUCCCAUCCUAAUAAACCCAAUGGCUCCCAAGGCACAUUAUCGAAAAAGGCUGGGAAAGCCCCAGCGGUACCCAUCACGCAAGGCAUACCGGUCGAGGACCUUCCGCAGCCAGAACUCGGCGGGUCAUUCUCCUCGAGUUUUCAGUUCUCACCGUUGGACUUAUCAAUACCGUCACCUGAUUCCGUGACUGCGGCGGCCCUGCAUGAACCAAGUCCCAUGGACCUGCAGCACCAAGCAUUUGGUGGAAGCAACCCGAUUAAUGAGCUUGAUGCUGUGAUGUUUCCCUCGGACGAUCCCUUGGCAUACCCCAACCAACCACAAGUUGAUUUCGGGCCUCAUCAUUCCGGUAUCUCUAAUGUUAGCCCUGGGGAUAUUUCACGUCACGACCCAUCCCAGUACUAUAUGCCUGACUUUUACGAGGGCAUCGAAGGGCAACUCAUGGGGCCGUUACCACCGUACUUAUUGCAAUCUCAAGGGCAGCCAGGCUUUAACUUUCCGGUCGAGAUGUAUUCGGAUCCAAUGCUACAGCAACUCCACUCUAUAGAAAAUCCAGCAUCACAGCCGCAGGCUCAAUUCCACUCUGGCCAAUCACGGUCGGUGCGACGACGGGGCCAGCAGUCAAGAGAUAUGGAAGAAUUACUAGCUAAUGCGUCGUGGCAUGGAUCAUUUCCCCACCGUGAAAUGGACUAGGUCAGGUUUAUGAAUAGAAAAAGGAUACCCCCUUGCAUGACUGCAACACUGACUUUCCACGAAUCUUUGCUUGCUUAGAUGAUUGUACGGGAGACGGAGUUUUGGGGCAAUUAAAAAAAAAAGUAUUUUGGGGGUUGACGUCGAUUAUGGGGCCCCUGAUAUCUGUGAAUGAUGAUGUUCGUGUCAUA